AUGUCGGUCACGCUCGAUCCCCCCGAGCUUGGUUUUCGCCGUCCUUUCACACAUGAAGUUACGCAGCUUCUACGCCUCAGCAAUCCGAGCAAGGAUCCGAUAGCGUUCAAGGUUAAAACUACAGCUCCUAAACAGUAUUGUGUUCGGCCCAAUUCAGGACGCAUUGAAGUCGGCAGCGAGGUUGAGGUGCAAGUUCUCCUCCAGGCGAUGAGAGAAGAUCCUCCACCUGAUGCUAGAUGCCGCGACAAAUUCUUGGUCCAGUCUGUCGCAAUCACGCCAGAGAGAGACUUGGGCAGUGUGACAGCCAUUUGGCAGAAUGUGGAGAAGAUUUCAAAGGGUUCCAUUGAGGAGAGGAAGAUUCGUGUAGUCUUCUUGCCCGCUGAUGGCACGGCGUCUACCCCACAGCACAACAAUGUCAAUGGAAUACAUCUCGGCAACGAAGCACCCCCAGCCUACGGUUCCCCAGCUCCUUCAUAUGGCUCUCCAGCUCCGGAAGCCGUCACCCCAGGCACCCGCUCUGCAAAUGCUGCUGACUCGCAUUCGUUCAACGACAGCAAGACCAUGACCGAGUCUGCCAGCAAUGCAGCAGCGUCAGCGCAAUCUACUGUUGGCGCUGCGGCUUCCAGCGUGGCCAACGCAGUACCCAUGUCUGGCGAUGACGUGCGAGCGCAACUUGCUCAAGCGAAAGCUACUAUUGCGAGGAUGACACAACAGUCCGAAGAGCAAGGUCUAAGGCAGAGGAAGACGGAUGCGGUAAACCAAGACUCUCGAGAGCGUAUCGCGACCGGCACGACCGGUAUGGGAGUUCAACAGCAACCAGCAGAUGGCGUGCCUGUACAGAUCGUUGCGGCUCUGUGCUUGUUGAGCUUCCUUUUAGCUUAUUUCCUUUUCUAG
Letharia columbiana is the source of this 894-nucleotide messenger RNA. RefSeq lists its product as uncharacterized. Gene Ontology annotation, molecular function: FFAT motif binding. The record is from RefSeq and is a predicted model, not a curated record. Bases 1 to 894 code for a protein of 297 amino acids. Gene Ontology annotation, biological process: endoplasmic reticulum membrane organization. The transcript has 7 exons. Gene Ontology annotation, cellular component: endoplasmic reticulum membrane; plasma membrane. NCBI's taxonomy places the organism in Eukaryota, Fungi, Ascomycota, Lecanoromycetes, Lecanorales, Parmeliaceae.